GAGUCAAGUGUCCUUCUCCUGUACUUUGUGCACCCCACAUCGCCGAACUGCAUGCGAUGACACUGAGUCAUGAAGCUCAACUUUCGAAAGGCGGAAUUCGCCAAGUGUCAGUACGACGCCACGAGCGCCACGCAACGCUAAAGCUCGACGCAUUAGAUGUGCACAGACUCACGACAGAAGUGUCACGCUCUGCGCUAAAGCCGCGUUCACGGAGCACACAUUUCCGCGCAAGCAGAGAGUGAAACUGUGUCACCGGCGUUAUACCGUUUCGUCGCUCUCCUCUGGUUCCAGUGGCCAUGUGUCCAUUUUGGCCCAGAGACUGUUUGGUCGUUGCCUAGACAACGCGCUCGUCGGGAUCCCGUUUGGGAAGGGUGUGAGGUUCGCGAAAUGGUUACCGAAGGCAGAAGGCGCUACCAUUUGUGAAGGCACUGCCCCAAUGCCCCGUUCCAGACAGUCCUGAGGGUGCGCCAUUUUUUUUUUUCUCUCACUCUGUUUUCCGGAUCACUUCACUGGCCUCCCCGAUCUCCCUCCCGGGCGUCGGAGAAGGCCCCUUCCAGAACGAGCGUCGCGCAACGCUGAGAAAUGGGACUCCUGGCCCUGCUUAGGAAGCUCAAGUCGACGCCCGACCGCGAGCUGCGGAUCUUGUUGCUGGGUCUGGACAACGCCGGCAAGACAACCAUCCUCAAGAAGUUGGCGUCGGAAGACAUCACCCACAUCACACCGACACAGGGUUUCAACAUCAAGAGCGUGCAAGCCGAAGGCUUUAAACUCAACGUCUGGGAUAUAGGCGGCCAGCGCAAGAUUCGACCUUACUGGCAGAACUACUUCGAGAACACCGAUGUGCUGCUGUACGUGAUCGACAGCUCGGACAGGGCGCGAUUCGAGGAGACAGGCGUGGAGCUCGCUGAGCUGCUCUCUGAGGACAAGCUGCUGGGAGUGCCGUUGCUCGUGCUGGCCAAUAAACAGGACCUGGUGCACAGCGCGCCGGCCGCUGAGCUGGCCGACGGCCUCAACCUGCCCGCCGUUCGCGACCGGCCCUGGCAGAUACAGGCCUGCAGUGCGCUCUCCGGCGAGGGACUCAAGGAUGGACUUGAAUGGGUGUGCAAGACCAUCAAAAGGAAGUAAAGCAACGCUGAAAGCUGCAGAACUCUAUUGUUCCUCGCCAUGGGGUAUCCCAGCACUGCACAGUACAAUGAUUGGCAGAGCACCUUCUGAUGA
This is a messenger RNA of Dermacentor silvarum, 1218 nucleotides long. Its product is annotated as ADP-ribosylation factor-like protein 3. Gene Ontology annotation, cellular component: microtubule cytoskeleton; cytoplasm. Gene Ontology annotation, molecular function: GTP binding; GTPase activity. Gene Ontology annotation, biological process: cilium assembly. The record is from RefSeq and is a predicted model, not a curated record. NCBI's taxonomy places the organism in Eukaryota, Metazoa, Arthropoda, Arachnida, Ixodida, Ixodidae. The transcript is spliced from 5 exons. Bases 583 to 1125 code for a protein of 180 amino acids.